This is a messenger RNA of Diaporthe citri, 1209 nucleotides long. RefSeq lists its product as uncharacterized. The transcript has 2 exons. The record is from RefSeq and is a predicted model, not a curated record. NCBI's taxonomy places the organism in Eukaryota, Fungi, Ascomycota, Sordariomycetes, Diaporthales, Diaporthaceae. Bases 1 to 1209 code for a protein of 402 amino acids.
AUGGAAUCCCACGCGCCGGACUCGACUCAACUGGGGCUUCACGAUUCGAAACAGUCCGGCAUAUCGCCUGAAAUGAAGCGUGUCUUGCCGCUGCGCAUCGUCAAGCGCUCAGACAGCACUUGCGGUGAUGAUGCCGACGACCGACCUUGUCGAAGAUGUAGCCAGGCCACAACUGAGAGUCGUGGCAGCGCCCCUGAGUCCGCUGGGGGCGAACCACAACUGGCGGUGCCCAAGGUCCGGGGCAGCAGGACCAUUCAGGUCUUUGACAGCCUGGAAGGCGUCGACGAGAGCCCCGUGCCGCUAGGUCGUGAGGCAUAUUUACGAAACGACCAUGCGGCCCCUGAUCAUCAGCUCGUCCGAACAGGGCAAAGAAUGCCGUCGAACCAGUACUACAAUAUCGACACCGGGGACUUGCAAUCGAUUGGUUCAUGUUCUUCUCGCGGGUUACCAAAGCUCAGGGGAAAAGGAUUUGCCAAGUCUGCAGUUGGGUUCCGGGAUCAAUUCUCAUUUCUGAGCCCUCGCAGUGGUGCAUCACCACCGUACCGUCCCUUCCCUGGUCUUCUGGGCGACAUCAUCCAGAGGUCGAGGACUUCGCACACUCUGCCUUGCGGCGACUCAGACGACCCAUUCUCGUCUCAGCCGUCUGAUGAUGAGCCAGGCUCUCUUUCUAUUGUCGCUCCUGAAGUAGUUGUCACCCCAGACAGUCGGGUCGUGGACCAUGGCUACCACAACUUCUGGGUUGCCGUCGAGAUCACGACAACAAAAGGCAACGGGUGCCUCUGUGAUAUCACGGUCGAUAUUGAGCCUACCGCCAACAGUGCCGUGUUGGAGGUGAUUGAGAACUUCUCUGCGCCUACCAGUCUCUCGCCCGGGUCUGCAAUCCUGGUACUUGUAAACGUCGAGCUCAAUCUAGCCAACUACCCCAGAAUCAGAGGCCACAUCCGUUCAAACUCGGACGACCUGAUAGAGGACCUCGAGGACCAACUGGGCAGCGCGCAAUGCGAGUACCUGACGGUCAGCCUCAUCUACCAGCACUCUGCCUUCGCGCCCGGCAUCAGAGACGCCAACAGCGGGGUCACCAGGGCGCAGACCAAGAUCCGCACCGCGUACACGGCCACUGUGAGCCGGCACAACGCUGCCUCGCCUUGGUCGCCACCUCCCGCGCCCGCGCCGAACCACCGCCUCCUGGGAAUCAUCGCGGCCCACUAG